Molecule: messenger RNA, 573 nt
Organism: Terrapene triunguis (Three-toed box turtle)
Lineage: Eukaryota; Metazoa; Chordata; Testudines; Emydidae
Product: cytochrome P450 2K6-like
Exons: 3
Biological process (GO): xenobiotic metabolic process
Cellular component (GO): cytoplasm; intracellular membrane-bounded organelle
Molecular function (GO): oxidoreductase activity, acting on paired donors, with incorporation or reduction of molecular oxygen, reduced flavin or flavoprotein as one donor, and incorporation of one atom of oxygen; heme binding; iron ion binding
Source: RefSeq, a predicted model, not a curated record
CCAACGGACACUGAUCAUAUUUUUAUUGCACCCUUGCAUUUUACCCUGUGCAGCAAUUUGCUUAUUGAAAGGCAAUGGAGUGGACGGAUCCCAUUUCCAUAUUUUUACUUUUUGUCCUGACUCUUCUGUUUAUUAUGAAAACUGAAAAAUUCUGGAAUAGCAACUUCCAAGAGGAUUUCCCCCCGGGACCAAAGCCUUUACCCAUCAUUGGAAAUCUGCAUAUAAUGGACCUGAAGAGGCCCUACCGAACUAUGCUGGAGCUGUCCAAAAAAUAUGGCCCAGUCUUCAGCAUUCAGAUGGGAUGCCAGAAAAUGGUGGUGCUCUCGGGAUACGAGACAGUGAAGGAGGCUCUUGUGAACCAGGCAGAUGCAUUUGCAGAGAGACCUAAAGUCCCAGUAUUUGAAGAGCUUUCAAAAGGAUAUGGUGUUAUUUUUUCUCAUGGCAAUAACUGGAAAGUGAUGCGAAGAUUUACCCUCACGACCUUACGAGACUUUGGAAUGGGCAAGAGGGCCAUAGAGGACCGGAUUGUUGAAGAGUACGGAUUUCUGAUGAAGGAUAUUGAAUCUCGUAAAG